GUCAGCUGCGCGCCGCCGCCGCGGGGCAUGCGGGGGGGCUGCGCGCCGGGUCAGCGCCGUGCCCUCCGCGCGGCCCACGAGCCGCCGCCGCCGCCCAUGGCGAGUCCGCCGUAGUGCCCAACGCAGCCAUGAGGAGGCCAACAGCGACAGAUGGAGCCAUGGCUCUCCCUGUGCUGCUGCUGCUGCUGGCCCUGCCCUCCCGCAGCGUGCAAGAUGAGGAGCUGAAGCUAAAUGAAUGUGUGUGUGAAGGCAUGUCAUGUGGGAAUGGAGACCGCUGCCAGGGCCAGCAGUGCUUUGCCUCCCUGAGCAUUAACGAUGGUGCUAAGGUUUACCAGAAAGGCUGCUUCCAAGUCUAUGAACAAGGGAAAAUGACGUGCAAAACUCCGCCAUCUCCUGACCAAGCUGUGGAGUGCUGCCAAGGAUACCUGUGCAACAUGAAUAUCACUGCGAAGUUGCCCUCUUCUAAAGGGCAAACCCUGCAAGGCGAAGCUGCGGGUUACAGCAUGGAAACACUAAUCAUCGUUAUCCUGGCUCCCGUGGUAGUGCUGGUAGUUUUCUCUGUGGUAGCUGUGCUCGUCAUCCGGAGGAUACAGAAGAACCACAUGGAGAGACUCAAUUCUAGAGAUGCAGAAUAUGGCACAAUUGAGGGACUCAUUGCUUCAAAUGUUGGAGACAGUACAUUGGCAGAUUUAUUGGACCAUUCCUGCACAUCUGGAAGUGGUUCUGGACUUCCAUUCUUGGUGCAAAGAACAGUGGCUCGCCAGAUCACGCUUGUGGAGUGUGUAGGAAAGGGCCGUUAUGGAGAAGUCUGGAGGGGUCAGUGGCAAGGAGAAAACGUUGCUGUGAAGAUCUUCUCUUCUAGGGAUGAAAAAUCCUGGUUCAGGGAAACUGAAUUGUAUAACACUGUAUUGCUGCGGCAUGAAAAUAUUUUAGGUUUUAUUGCAUCUGAUAUGACUUCCAGAAACUCUAGCACCCAGCUGUGGUUAAUUACUCACUACCACGAGAUGGGGUCUUUGUAUGACUAUCUGCAGCUCACCACCCUGGACACUGUCAGCUGCCUGCGAAUAGUAUUGUCCAUAGCCAGCGGCCUUGCACAUUUGCACAUAGAGAUAUUUGGAACACAGGGGAAGCCUGCCAUUUCUCAUCGGGACUUGAAGAGCAAAAAUAUCCUCGUUAAGAAAAAUGGACAGUGCUGCAUAGCAGACUUAGGCCUCGCAGUCAUGCACUCCCAAAGCACGAACCAGUUGGAUGUGGGGAACAACCCCCGAGUGGGCACCAAACGCUACAUGGCGCCGGAGGUGUUGGACGAAACCAUCCAGGCAGACUGCUUUGACUCCUACAAGAGGGUUGAUAUCUGGGCCUUCGGGCUGGUCCUAUGGGAGGUAGCUAGGCGCAUGGUUAGCAAUGGUAUUGUAGAAGACUAUAAACCACCGUUUUAUGACCUGGUUCCCAAUGAUCCCAGUUUUGAAGACAUGAGGAAAGUGGUCUGUGUAGAUCAGCAAAGGCCAAACAUUCCCAACAGGUGGUUCUCAGACCCUACGUUAACAUCUCUUGCCAAGUUGAUGAAAGAAUGCUGGUAUCAGAAUCCAUCAGCACGACUAACAGCCCUGCGAAUCAAAAAGACUUUGACCAAAAUCGAUAAUUCCUUAGAUAAACUGAAAGCUGACUGUUGACCUUCUUCUUGUGGUGCUUUCCUGACAGGAAGGCACGUGUCUGGCUCAGAGGCAGCCCAGCCAGGCAGUUCGUGUAGUCGGUCCCCAUGUGGCUUCUUACAGAGGCAGCAGCUCCUACCAAGCCAUCCAUCUGGGAGACACCGGAACCAUAUGGACUUUGCUCAGUGACUGCAGUGGGCAUUUCACAAACGGUCAAGCUAUAAAGACUCAUGCUGGAUGUACUGUUGCAAAGGUAGUGGCCUGAAGGAAGACAGAGAAAUCCUAAGACAAGAUCAGGGCAUUAAAUAAUGGCUUUGAACAGCUUCCCCCCCCCUCCCCAACCCCCCCCUUUUUGGUUGUUUUAUCUUUAAAUUCUCCUAAUCACUCCCAGGGUGAACACGCGGAAGUGGUAAUUUUAAUCAGCAAUAUUGCCUGUGCUUCUCUUCUUUAUUGCACUAGGAAUUCUUUGCAUUCCUUACUUGCACUGUCACUGUUAAUUUUAAUGACAUGACUUGCCAAAAAUACGAUUGGCUGCAUAUACUGCGUUGAUCCAUGCCUGAAUAAUAGGAAAAGAAUUUGGACAAAAGGAAAGAAAACGUAACGGUCAGAUUUUAGCUGCAUUUUACGUGUACUGAUGUUUACAAUAAUGCUGAACAUUAGGAAUUUCUCGUUUAUACAAAACUUGCAAAUUAUUUAUUACGGUGCACUUGCCAGUUUCUAAACUGCACAGCGAGUGCAUAAAGGUAAAGCUUAUUUUUAUGUGGCCUCUUUCAUGAUUUUACACAAAUGUUUUUUGUAACACGAUAUAACCUGAAGCAUAAAUUGUUUUCUGUAUUCUCAUAUUACAACUCAAUAGUCACAUCUUAAGUGCUUCACAUUUGUAGGUGUGUGGUCUGUAACAUAUUUUCAGUUCAAAUAUGGAACAUAUAUAUAGCCAUUACUCACAGGACGGCGUGUCUACUAUUGUACCGAGCUAGAGGAGGAGAGCAGUGGAGGAAUUAACUAGAAUUUUAGGUCAUGAAUGCUGUGGGGAGAAUGCAUUUUAUUUCUUCUAAGCUAUAUAAUAUGCAUUUAAACUCUGCCAGAAAAAAUAACUAUUUUGUUUUAAUCUACUUUUUCUAUUUAGUAGUUAUUUGUAUAAAUUAAAUAGAAUGUUUUCAAGUCAA
This is a messenger RNA of Coturnix japonica (Japanese quail), 2818 nucleotides long. It is a transcript of the gene ACVR1, whose product is annotated as activin A receptor type 1. Lineage: Eukaryota; Metazoa; Chordata; Aves; Galliformes; Phasianidae. The record is from RefSeq and is a predicted model, not a curated record. Gene Ontology annotation, cellular component: BMP receptor complex; plasma membrane. Gene Ontology annotation, biological process: heart development; cellular response to growth factor stimulus; protein phosphorylation. Gene Ontology annotation, molecular function: transmembrane receptor protein serine/threonine kinase activity; ATP binding.